AUGGUAUUAUCAACAGCCACCCCUGGCGACAGCCCGGACGGAUUGCUUCUUCCGAGCCAGGAUCCGUGGUAUACGGCUCCGCCCGACUUUGAAGCCUCUACUCCUGGAACUGUGCUCCGGGUUCGAGCUGUCCCGGGUGGUCCGGCUGUCUUCAGCAAUGCCUCUGCAGCCUUUCAUAUUCUAUACCGUUCUACUGGCUCGCGAUACCAGCCAACCUGGGCAGUGACAUCUCUGAUCAUCCCCAAGAAGCCCUACGUCUCACCAUCCGGAUUCAAUGCCCUGCUUUCUCAUCAGCUUGCGUAUAACUCGCCGAGCAUCGAUUUCGGACCAUCAUACCGUAUCUUCCAGCCACCACCCGUGAGCACGUUUGGCAUCCCUACCAAUCAUGAAAAUGUUGAUACAAUGCUAGGUCGUGGUUGGUUUGUUGCCAUUCCCGACUUCGAAGGACCCCGCGCUGCCUUCGGCGCCACUGUCCAAGCCGGCCAUGCUACUCUCGAUGGCAUUCGCGCUGUUCUUUCUCUGUGUGGCAAUUCCGAAUUUUUGCUCUUACCUACCAGCGCAGACAAGUUCAAGUAUGCGAUGUGGGGAUAUAGUGGCGGCUCGCUCGCCUCCGAGAAGGCCGCUGAGCUACAAGUCCAAUAUGCCCCUGAGCUGAAAACCGGCUUCGUGGGUGCCGCGUUAGGUGGCUUGGUAAGCGAUGUAGGGCGUGUGUUCAGUUUCACCAACAAAAUGCCCUUUAUGGGAAAUCUAGUCUUGAUUUUACUAGGUAUUAUGAACGAAUAUCCCGAGGUUGAUACAUAUCUCCGUAGCCGCCUUAAGACUGACGGACCGCAAAAUGCCGCUGCCUUUCUUAAGGGCCGCGAGAUGGAUUCAAUGCAGGCUUUUCUAGCAUACCCCAACCAGGAUAUCUGGGGCUUUUUUAUUGGUGGUCAGGCCGACUUUGAGGAAUCAGAAGCUUUGCGUAGGAUCAAAAAGGUUGAGUGGACCCUUGGUUUCCAUGGUGCCCCGGAGAUCCCUCUCUUCGUUUAUAAGGCAAUCCAGGAUGAGUUUACGCCUAUUUCUGACACGGACGAUCACAUCGCUCACUACAAACGGUAUAAAGUCUCUAUCCUGUAUGAACGCAAUAUGGCUGGUGGUCAUAUUUCUGAGAUUGUACAAGGUCAAGAUAGAGCAUUGAAGUGGCUGGAUAGUGUGUUUAGCGGCUCGCAUAACACUACAGACCAAGGAGUUGAGAUUCGUGAUGUUACCGUAGAUAUUUAUAAGCUUCCUACUAUUUAA
This is a messenger RNA of Daldinia childiae, 1278 nucleotides long. RefSeq names its product Lipase 6. Gene Ontology annotation, molecular function: triacylglycerol lipase activity. The record is from RefSeq and is a predicted model, not a curated record. Bases 1 to 1278 code for a protein of 425 amino acids. NCBI's taxonomy places the organism in Eukaryota, Fungi, Ascomycota, Sordariomycetes, Xylariales, Hypoxylaceae. Gene Ontology annotation, biological process: lipid catabolic process. The transcript is spliced from 2 exons.